UACCCUACAUAUGCGGAAAGAACGAAAAAUGAAAUAUAGCCUUUGGGUUGGGAGGGACUCCUUUGAGACGACAACGAAUCCCUAAAUAUUUACAUUUGAGUCUUCGCCAAGUCUUCUACCUGAGACAGAGAAUGGAGAAUCAGCAGCGAAACGAACAGGUGGUAAAACUUCAGUGUCAGCGAAUUGGCUGUAACGCGAUGUUUUCUGAAGAUGAUAAUCCUGAAGAUUCCUGCACUUACCAUGCUUCCGGACCUUUUUUUCAUGAUGGGAUGAAAGAGUGGAGUUGUUGCAAGAGGAGAAGUCAUGAUUUUAGCUUGUUUUUAGAAAUUCCAGGAUGUAAGACAGGUAAGCACACUACUGAGAAACCGGUGUUAACAAAAGCCACUCCAAAACCUGCAGUUUCUGUUCCUUCAGCUGCUCCUAUGUCCACUACUUCAGCAAGAGAACUUUGCCCUAGAUGUCAGCAGGGCUUCUUUUGUUCAGAUCAUGGUUCACAAGCCAAGGAACCGAACCAUUCAGUCAAUAUAGCACCUGCUGAAAGCAAUGUAGAUGUUCAAGUGCCUCCUGCUCCAGUGAAGAGGAUUGAUCUAAACCAGCUGCAAACUUGCAAAAAUAAGGGAUGUGGUAAAACUUUCAAAGAAAAGGAUAAUCAUGAGACUGCAUGUAGUUACCAUCCAGGGCCUGCUGUGUUUCAUGACCGGAUGCGAGGGUGGAAGUGCUGUGACAUUCAUGUGAAAGAAUUUGACGAGUUCAUGGAUAUUCCACCUUGCACCAAGGGGUGGCAUGACGCCAAUCCAAGAUCCUGAACAGCAGACAUGAUUGUGUUUUCAUUGAUCAACACUUCACGAUGGGAUACUUGUAUUAAAUUUAUAAGUCUCUUUUCCACCCUUCUCUGAUAAGAGCUUUGGAGAAACCAGGUUCUAUGACUAUCUAUUUGUAUUUUGCAUUUUCAGAUUUCUGAGUGUUACUAUGUUGUGACAUUAAGUCAUAUCUAAAUGCCCUAUUAAGGUGCUGCAACAGAAUUUGAUAAAUUUAUUUCUAAUCUUUUCCUCCCUGGUAGGCCUAACUUUUGGGGGUUGUUUUGA
This is a messenger RNA of Mangifera indica (mango), 1085 nucleotides long. RefSeq names its product cysteine and histidine-rich domain-containing protein RAR1-like. The coding region runs from base 132 to 806 and encodes 224 amino acids. Gene Ontology annotation, biological process: defense response to fungus; defense response to bacterium. The record is from RefSeq and is a predicted model, not a curated record. Gene Ontology annotation, molecular function: Hsp90 protein binding. Lineage: Eukaryota; Viridiplantae; Streptophyta; Magnoliopsida; Sapindales; Anacardiaceae. The transcript has 6 exons. Gene Ontology annotation, cellular component: cytoplasm; nucleus.